Staurois parvus is the source of this 350-nucleotide messenger RNA. The record is from the annotation of a GenBank genome assembly. Lineage: Eukaryota; Metazoa; Chordata; Amphibia; Anura; Ranidae.
UCAUGCUGCUGCCAGGUCCAGAGUCUCUCAUGAGUCCCUGUACGGCCUCCCAAUUGCUGCUGUCUCCAUCGCCACACUCUGCCCAUGUGCCACUUUCAGGUCUCCUCACACUGCUGGUGGGUUUCCAUUUUUUUGUCAUAGGGGUGCUGGCAGAUUACGGGCCUCCCAUAGCUGCUGCUGCCAGGCCCCUAAUCUGCCAUGGGCCCCUAUACCGCCUCCUCAUGCUGCUGCCAGUCCAGAGUCUCUCAUGGGUCCCUGUACGGCCUCCCAUUGCUGCUGUCUCCAUCGCCACACUCUGCCAUGUGCCACUUUCAGGUCUCCUCACACUGCUGGUGUGUUCCAUUUUUUGU